AUGGUUGGAGUCACAAGGAGAAAUAGAAUAAGAAACGACUACAUAAGAGGUACAGUGGAAUUAUUGGAAAUUUCUGAGAAGAUUCAGGAGGCAAGACUAAGAUGCUUCGGCCAUUUAAGGAGAAGAGCUGGAGAAGAUCACAUAGGAAGAGAAGUCAUGGAAAUGAGAGUACAAGGAAACAAGGAAGAAGAGGAAGACCUAAAACACGAUGGAAAGAUUAUCAAGGGGUACGUUUUGCAGUACUGUGUCCAAUUAACAGCUACACAAUUGGACUGGUUUAAGGCUUGUUACUGGCACAAUCCGGGACCAUCAGCUUAG
Penaeus chinensis is the source of this 318-nucleotide messenger RNA. RefSeq lists its product as uncharacterized. NCBI's taxonomy places the organism in Eukaryota, Metazoa, Arthropoda, Malacostraca, Decapoda, Penaeidae. The record is from RefSeq and is a predicted model, not a curated record. The coding region runs from base 1 to 318 and encodes 105 amino acids. The transcript is spliced from 2 exons.